This is a messenger RNA of Calliphora vicina (urban bluebottle blowfly), 1182 nucleotides long. It is a transcript of the gene Or2a, whose product is annotated as Odorant receptor 2a. The transcript has 3 exons. Bases 1 to 1182 code for a protein of 393 amino acids. NCBI's taxonomy places the organism in Eukaryota, Metazoa, Arthropoda, Insecta, Diptera, Calliphoridae. Gene Ontology annotation, biological process: sensory perception of smell; detection of chemical stimulus involved in sensory perception of smell. Gene Ontology annotation, cellular component: plasma membrane. The record is from RefSeq and is a predicted model, not a curated record. Gene Ontology annotation, molecular function: olfactory receptor activity; odorant binding.
AUGGAAUUAACUAGCAAUAUUCCUGAUACUAACCUGGCAUUUUGCUACCACUGGAAAGUGUGGCAUUGGAUGGGUAUAAAAGCCCCCAAGAAUAGCAACUUACAACUCUAUCGUGUUUACGCAGUUCUCAUAAAUUCACUGGUAACAUUUCUAUUUCCUUUGACGUUGAUUGUAAAUGUAUUUUUCGCCCAAAAUACCCAACAAUUGUGUGAAAACUUAACCAUCACCAUAACGGACACCAUAGCCAAUUUAAAAUUCGUUAAUGUGUAUUUGGUGCGCGGUGAAUUGGAACGUAUUAAGGCUAUACUGGGUAAACUUGACAAGAGAGCCAAGAAUCCAGAAGAACAACAAAUUCUUAAUGCCGCUAUUCGAAUCUCACAGCUAUCAUUUUUAAUAUUUGUACGCCUGUAUACGGUGGGUACAUGUUUGAGUAUUUUAAAGGUAAUAUUUGCUGCAGAACGUUCUUUAUUGUAUCCCGCCUGGUUUGGAGUAAAUUGGUUUGAUAAUACUUUAAUUUACAUCGUUGUCAUGACAUAUCAGUUGUUUGGUCUUAUUGUGCAAGCAUUACAAAAUUGUGCUAAUGAUUCCUAUCCUCCAGCAUAUCUUAUAAUAUUAACGGCUCAAAUGAAAGCUUUGGAAGUGCGUGUCAGGGCUAUAGGUCGUACGGAAGAUAGAGAGGAACGUAUCUGCCUGACUAAGGAGCAAUGUUUAAGAAAUUUAAUCGAAUUUAAUGAGUGCAUUAAGGAUUAUAAAAAUAUUUUAAAAUUAUUUACCAUCAUAGAAAAUAUCAUUUCGAAAGCUUGUCUAGCUCAAUUUGUUUGCUCGGCUUUGGUUCAGUGCACCGUUGGUUUACACUUUCUGUAUGUUGUGGAUGCUGCCGAUUAUGGUGCGCAAAUUCUAUCGAUAAUCUUUUUUGUGGCCGUUACAUUGGAGGUAUUUAUUAUAUGCUAUUUUGGGCAUUGCAUGAGUAUACAAAGUUGGAAUUUAACGUAUGCCUUUUAUUCGUGUGGUUGGUUGGCCCAGUCACCUUCUUUUAAAAAGAACUUGUUAAUAACUUUAAUGCGUACUCAGAGGCAUUCGAUUAUUUAUGCUGGCUCUUAUAUUCCGGUUGAUUUGCCAACAUUUGUGCAGCUUAUGAAAUAUGCCUAUUCUACAUUUACACUGUUAAUUCGUUUUAAAUAA